Molecule: messenger RNA, 1902 nt
Organism: Larimichthys crocea (large yellow croaker)
Lineage: Eukaryota; Metazoa; Chordata; Actinopteri; Sciaenidae
Gene: orc5
Product: origin recognition complex, subunit 5
Exons: 14
Coding region: 341-1678 (445 amino acids)
Biological process (GO): DNA replication initiation; DNA replication
Cellular component (GO): nuclear origin of replication recognition complex; nucleus
Molecular function (GO): DNA replication origin binding
Source: RefSeq, a predicted model, not a curated record
AAAACCGUCAUUUGACGUAACCCGAAGGCGCGCGCGAAAAAAAAACUCCCGUGAGUGUGUACAACAACUACGUUUUUCUGACUUUACCGCAGCUUUUCACCGCGUUUUAAGUCGUUUACACGUUUUAUUUCCAGGUAUGAAUAUCUACACAGCAUCCCGCCGUGUUCACGGUUAAUAGUUUUAUUCUGUUUUCAUCGUUUUGUUCGCAUUUUGAGCGAAUACCGGUGUCUCGUGCCUGACCGUUGAGCUAACCGUUUGUUUGUAGCUUUCAGUUGUGUGCACACACACACGCACACACACGCACACACACACACACACACACACACACACACACACGGAGAUGACGGCGCUGUUGGAGCAUCCCGGUUAUGAGGAGCAGAGGCUGCGGAGCGCGGCGGAGAAGCUGCCGUGCAGAGAGCUCCAGGCGGGGAUGCUGCUGUCGCUCAUGGGGCAGCCGCAGCAGUACAGCUACCCCUCAAUCUUCAUCUAUGGCCAUCGGGCGUCUGGGAAGAGUCAUGUGAUGCAGGUUUUGCUGAAGGAACUUGAGCUGCCUCACGCCACAGUCAGCUGUGUCGAGUGUGUCUCCGUUGCGUUGCUGUUUGAACAAGUGCUGCUGUCCUUCUUUGGCUGCGACGUUGCCUCGCUACUCCCCCGCAGUCCCUCCCUGUCUGACUUUGUACGCAUCUACAGACAGCAGUGCUCCCAGACUCCUGCCAAGCAGACGCGAUACAUUGUAAUGGAAAAAGCCGAGCUUCUGAGAGACACCGAUGCUAAUCUCCUCCCGGCUCUCCUGCGCCUUCAGGAAUUGGUCGAAGACAACGUUACCGUCAUCCUGCUCAGCGAGAUCGUCUGGGACAAGUUCAGACCAAACACCGGCUGUUUCGAGCCCCUUCUGCUUCAUUUCCCCGACUACAGUAAAGCUGAGCUGCAGCAGAUUUUGUCCCAGGACAGACAUCCUUCAUAUUCUGCAGAGUUUUACUCCUCCUACAUCAACAUCCUGCUGGGAGUCUUUUACUCGGUCUGUCGGGACCUCCGAGAGCUUCGUCACCUGGCUGCCCUCAACUUUUCAAAGUUCUGUGAGCCGCUGGCAGAAGGAAAAGUUAAAGAGACUGACACACACAAGCUGUGGAGAAACAUCGAGCCUCAUUUGAAAAAAGCCAUGCAGACCGUUUACCUACGAGAAGUGUCCAGCCUUCAGUGGGAGCAGAUGCAGCAAAUGGAGGAGAAGGAAUCGGGAGCCUUGAGAGGUUUGUCUGCUCACACUCACGUUGAGCUGCCUUAUUACUCCAAGUUCCUGUUGAUCGCCGCCUACCUGGCAUCCUACAACCCCGCCCGCACAGAUAAACGCUUCUUCCUGAAGCAUCACGGUAAAAUAAGGAAAACAAACUUCUUGAAGAAAAAUGAAAAGACCAGUAACCAUCUUCUGGGGCCAAAGCCUUUCCCACUGGACCGCCUGCUCGCCAUUUUCUACAGUGUGGUUGACAGCAGAGUCGCCCCCACUGCCAGCAUCUUCUCCCAGAUCUCCUCUCUGGUGACCUUACAGCUGUUGACUCAGGUCAGUCACGACGACCAGCUCGACGCCCCGAAGUACAAAUGUGCCGUGUCUAUGGACUUCAUCUGUGCCAUAUCCAGGACGGUGAGUUUCGAUAUCGUCAAGUACCUGUACGACUUCCUGUGAGCCCGCUGUGAAUGAAGACAGAUGACACUCAGUGACAGUAAGAUAAAAGAGGGAUUCACACACUUAAAGACGAAGGACAAUGAGGAGCUGUGACUAGUGUUGAAGGAAAAUUAUUCCAAUUAUGCCACUGCCCCCUUGUGGCUGAUGAAUGAGCUUGUUUGUCUUGUAAAUACUCGUUAAAUAUUUGCAUUUGUGUAAAAUAAAUGCCAUUUUGGCAAUUUCUA